CGCCUCAAUUAAAACAAAAACUUUCCAUUAUCGUGUUCCCAGUGCGCAGGGCGUGUCCAGUUCGAGGAUUGUUGGUGUUUCUCUCGUGCAAUUUGCCUCAAAAUCCGGAUAAUUUGCAACGUUCCAGGCUUGGGAUACUGAGAAAAUCAAUUUUUGAAGAUGUCAGAUUCGCCCCAAUACGAGUUGCAGGAAGCAGUCCUCCACAUAGACCAGAGCCAUUUGGACGCAAGCAGCAUGGAAGAAGAUGAAUCUCUCACCUCCGAAGGCGACGGCCUCACCGAGCAAAUCAUGUACACAACAACUUUCGAGCCCGAAUACGAAUUCAUCCAACGCACCAUCAAACGCCGCGGCCAUUUGCCCAAAGACUCUGUAAAAACCCUAAAAAAUUGGCUUUACGAGCACCGUUUCAACGCUUAUCCAACUGAAAUUGAAAAACAUGUUUUGUCUCAGGAAACCGGUCUUACAGUGUUGCAAAUUAGCAACUGGUUUAUCAACGCAAGACGCAGGUAUUUGCCUGACAUGAUGCGCAGAGAAGGCUAUGAUUCCAUGCAAUAUACUAUUACUAGGCGCAGAAGGAAUUCUUCACGAGAAGGCGAAGACGAUGUUGUUUAUCAAAAAGUACAAAAAAUAAUGCGCAUACAAAAAACUGAAACCGGUGACGAAUCGCAAGAGGAAGGAGAAGAUGGAGCUCAAGAAUAUAUUAUUGGAGAAAAUGGCAUUAUAACUCCUAAAAAAUUUAAUCCUUGGAACGCUGACAUCCAUUACGGUUUAACAGUGGAUCCAUCUAAUAGAACUUCCACAAGUUUUGAAUCGAAAAAGACUAAACCUGCGGCUCAAACUACUCCCAAAGUGACUCAGCCAAAGUUUGCUUCUAAUCUAGUAAUGGUCAAAACAGCUUCAGGCAAAAACGUCAUACUUAAAGUGGUACCGCAAGGAAGCGGAAAUAUUCCCAAAGCUGUUGUUUUGAAGCCUACAAAAAUCAUCAAAAAGCCUCAGACCCAAGUUCAGAGUGCACCGAUUCGGUUGCAGCAACGCACCCAACAAAUCCAGAACACAAUUCAGCUGCAACAAGAACCAAAAAUAGCUACAAUAAAAAACAAACAACAAAUUCCCAAAACUAUCAUCUUAAAACCGACCAAGUACAUCAAAAGACCACUGGUACACACACAAAUUGUCAGACAACAAAAACAACCAGUUGUUCCAGUUGAAGAGAUCAACAUUGACGAAAACGAAUUUGCCUGCACAAACUUGAAGCAGGAAGUUUUUGACAGCGAAGAAGAAACUGUAGAAGCAACCGAAGAAGUCCACUACACAGACCAAGAAGACAUGCCAGAGUAUAUUGAAGAGGAAAUCUUACAGGAAGAGGAGUAUGUGGAACAGGAAGAUGGCGUUGAAGUUUUCGAUGAUUCCGAAAUCGUUCACGAAAUUCAAGACGACGAAAUCACUGAAGAAAUGACAGAAGAAGAAGUCAUGGAUGAAAAUCAAUUUUUGAGCGAAGACAUUUUCCGUCAAUCGGUUCAAAGUCAGCCUGAAGAGGUUUUUGUCAACGAGGUCACUCUAGAGGAGGACGUCAAUGAGGUCACAAUUGAGGAAAACGUCAACGAGAUCACCAUUAUUGAUGAUGAUAAUUAAUUAGGGAAUUUUAUGUAAAUAAAUUUUUUUGCAACGUUGCAAACCCAACUUGUAUUUUUUUUUUAUUGCUUUAAUUUUCAGUUAUCGUUGCAACGUUGCCACACUUUGAUUUUUUUAACUUUUCUUUUGUAUAAUUAAUAUUAUUUUUAUUGGAAAUUAGUUGUUUAAAAACUAAAUUAGUUGUAAAUUAGGUGUGUACGUAUUUAUAGUAGAAUAAAUAAAUGAUUUGACACAGAAAUUGCAACGUUGCCAAUUUGUUUUUAAAAUAAUAGUAAAUAUCAAUUGAUGGGAUAAAACACCGAUUUUUCUUUAUUUUUUUUUUAUAACCUAACACCACAGCUCUAUUUGAAAACUUAAAGUAGGUAACUGAGUAGGAACAUCAAACCGGCCGAUAGGAGGGCGGCAAUGGGCACCGUUAUCACCCAAGCGUAGAUAAUGUUCCUGUAAAAAAAAAAACGAAUUUUGAUUAUUUUGUAAAAAUUUUAAAGGAAUUUUACCUGAAAAGACUCCAAUCGACCCCCUUUUUCGACGCACUGAAGUAGCCGACGAAAACGACUGAGCCUACUUUGCAGUGGGUCGUGGAAAUUGGAAUGCCGAUUUUGCUCGCUAGUAAUACUGUGAAGGCUGCGCCGAUUUCUAUUUUCUUACGUUGAAGGUGUUAUAGUUGUCAAAUCCUCUCCGAUAGUUUCGAUGACUCGCCUGCCCCACAGCCACAAUCCCACGGAAAUCCCGGCUCCUCCGUAAAGCAAAAUAUACAAAGGAGUUUCAGAUUUUUGAGCCACGCUGCCCUCAGAGUAAAUCAGCCACAGAGUGAUUAGAGGUCCGAUGGCGUUGCUGACGUCAUUUCCGCCAUGCGCGAAGCUACCAAAAAUAGCUGUCAGAACUUGCAGGAAGCUGAACAGCUUCGAAACACUCGGAUUCUCGUCAUCUUCGGACGACACUGAUUCGGGAUUUUGACGAGGCUGAGUUUCGUUGCUGGUGUAACUUUUGUCUCUUAUCAGUGGCACUCCGCUUGAAUUAGGAGACAAUGUCGGAUUGAUAACAGUGGCGGGUUCUGGUAUUUUUAAAUCGUUUGGCCUCGAAAGUAUUUCAGUCUCUUUAGCUUGUAUAUAACCGUUUUUAUCACUAGUUUGCAAUGGAAAGACAUACUUUGCGGCCGCUAUUUUACCAUCCAAGUGCUGCAAUUCGGUGUGUUCCGAAAUUACGGUUAAUUGACGUUCCGAAUAUGCCGAGUUGCGGUUCGAUUUCUUGUUCGGACUACUUUCCGGUGACGUAUCUGGA
Molecule: messenger RNA, 2913 nt
Organism: Ceutorhynchus assimilis (cabbage seed weevil)
Lineage: Eukaryota; Metazoa; Arthropoda; Insecta; Coleoptera; Curculionidae
Source: the annotation of a GenBank genome assembly